CUGUACCUUUUUUUUUUUUUUUAUUCCAUAAACAUUGAGUUCUGACCUCUAAGUAAACUUGCUAUCAGGACAUUUCCUCACAUUUUCAAAAACAACUGCAGGACUUUUUCUGUUCUCGGUUCACCUUCAAAAUAAGAGCACACCAAUCUGUUACUGAAAAUGUACUUGCAGUGUAAAGCACAGAAGACAUUUCCAAGUAUUUGGGAAUUGUUAUAUUGAAUGUGGAAAAAUAGAGCGACAAAAGAAGCUGUACACUUCUCUAUUCUAUUGUUAGUUAUUGAUCCAGUGCACCUGAAAGGGAAGAUAGAUGGUCUUUUGCACACAACGUGAAAGGACUUUAAUGAAAAGGUACAAUUAUUUGUGUGAUACUUUAUACACUCAACCUCAAGAAGGUGCUUCAGGUAUUCCUAAAAGAAUAAUCUAUCAUUAUCUACGAGUCCAGGCAUGUAGUUGUUGGAGCAAUAAACAAGGAGUUUUAGUAUUAGGUAUGCAAAACAAAACACUAGAGCAUGUUUCUACAGGUCAUUUGGGACAAGUGCGCCAAAAGCCCCACCUGCUGGCAGCAGAAGUGUGCUUUUAGUGGUAGGCUACUGGGUAAUUUAGAAAUGACUAAUUCUGAAUUAAUACAUGACAUAAAACAUCCUCAGUUUGCUGCUGUUAUUUAUCAUUAUUCUGCAAUUCAAGUUCAUUGGCUAGUUGUAAAAUGGUGUUUUAUUUGCACUUGACUUGGGAGGUCGCUAUGUGGGGAUAGCGCCAGCUCGCAACGUCAAGUGCCCCAACUAAGUGUGGGAAAACUACAGUGCGCAUGCCCAAAGCCUUCAGUGAAAGCCGAUGGCACAGAUGUGAUGCCAUCAGACUGGAGCUGUUGUCCCGCUGCAAUGUGAUUGGCUGUUUUCCAGUUACUCUCUUAAUUGUCAGAAUUCAUCCUGAGCGGGUUGCAGCUGCGGUCAACACGAUAUGGAUUCAAAAGCACAAUAUGAAAGUCUUCCUUUUGGAAAAAAACAACAACCUUGAAAUUAAACGCCUAGGUUUACCAGCCGCAAAAUAUUGUUUAAACCCAAACUGCUGAUAUAAAUAAUCAGUAUGUGUGUGUGGUACUCCAGGGAAAACAUGGCUAGCUGCUAACGUUAGCUUGUCAGAGAAGACAAGAUCUGGAUUUUUUGCUUCCGGUGUGUGUUAUUCGGAACGAGCUUUCAGGACCACGAGCAUCUUUCUGAGAGGAUUACAAAACAUGAAAGCAGAAAAACUACGCGGUCAAAUAGGCUAGCUCGGGAGAGCAAACAUGGCUACCCAGCAAGAGGAGAACAGAAAGCUGACUCCAGUAUGACAACCAAAGCAUCCAAUCUGGGUCCGGCACCUGUUAAACUCCCAAAUCUCUGGUGAAUAUCUCGGGGCAGCCCUGCACACGUGGAACAAGCGCUCAAAUGAACGGAACACAGAUGUGGAUUAAAACGCAUAAAUGGGACACUCCAGAGAAGCAACCACUGAGAAAAGUGCUCGGAGCAAGUGACUGUGAUGGGCUGUCGGACUGCAUCUGAAGUACUCUGCCAAAGAAUAAUAUCCACUCCUGACCUACUCUGAAGAACAAUAUUUGAUUCAAUCAAUGUUGCAGUCUUCCCCCGGAGGGAAUUACUCCUGAGUAAUAGGUGGACCCUCAGAAAAGAGCAACAGUGGACCAUGUGAUACUUGACCUUCAAGGAGAGAACUCCAGUACACUCCAGAAGAUGUCAAAUCUGAUCUGAGGCUGCUCUCGAGAGGAUCACACAGCCCAUAAUUCACUCAUCUGUUCAUGUGUUGUUCAGCAAUACUCCAACACCAUGGGCCAGCAGUGACAGAGAGAACUUAUCAAUGCCGGAUCUUCAUUUAUUGAGGAGUACCAGACAUCUCAUCAUGAAUUUGAAUGAGAUUUUCCUCAUCAAAGAGCGACUGUAAAAAAAUAAAGACUGGAGUGGGGGGAAAUCGGACUCUGGGAGUUGGGAGGAUUAGCUAGUGUACUGCUAACCCAUGGUGGAUCUGCUGUGAGCGGGACGAGGGACUCAGCAGUGGAGGAUGUCAGCGGAGGCCGAGCUCCAGCCGGGUGUCAAAACCAGCCAGCGAAGGGAGUCCAGGAGGAUCAAAGGUCAGGACCGCAGUGAGGCGGGGCUUAUUAAGCGUUUCCGUGGAGAUGGCGUGCGCUACAAGGCCAAGCUGAUAGGGAUUGAUGAGGUGACAUCGGCGCGCGGGGACAAGCUGUGCCAGGACUCCAUGAUGAAGCUGAAGGGAAUGGCUUCCUCGGCACGUUCCAAAGGGGAGCACAAGCAGAGAGUGUUCUUGACGGUCUCUUUCGGCGGGAUCAAGAUUUACUGUGAAAGAUCAGGGGUUCUCAUGCAUCACCACUCAGUCCACGAGAUCAGCUACAUCGCCAAGGACACCAGGGACCACCGGGCCUUUGGCUACGUCUGCGGGAAGGAGGGCCACCAUAAGUUUGUGGCCAUCAAGACGUCACAGUCGGCGGAGCCUCUCAUCAUCGACCUACGCGACCUCUUCACGCUCAUCUACGACAUUAAACAGCGGGAGGAGAUUGAGAAGAAGGCCCAGAAGGACAAACAGUGUGAGCAGGCAGUCUACCAGACCAUCCUGGAGGACGAAGUGGACGACCCAGUUUACCAGUACAUAGUGUUUGAGGCUGGACACGAACCCCUCCGUGGCCCCCAGUCAGAGGAGAGCGUUUAUCAGGUCCCAACCAGUCAGCAGAAGGAUGGGAUCUAUGAUGUCCCAAAACGCCAUUUCAUGACUAACAUCAACCACUUUGAUCUUUUUGGCGACAUGUCCACUCCUCCCUCGAUGCCCCCAUCACCUGCCAACACACUGGACCCGAGCAGGAGCAGCCGCCAGCAGCAGCAACACGCUGCUGAGUUGUACGCCCCCUUCAGCCCCACCUCCAUGCCGUCAGGUUAUAUGACCAUGGGUCCGGUGCAGGCGGCCCAGUGGGCGCAACAGCCAUAUUCUGGCCAGGCCCAGACUCUGGCCUUCCCAGUGCAGGGGCCCCUCCAGGUGGCUCAGGUCCUCCCCGGUGGUCAGCCAGUCAUCUGGAGCCAGGCCAACAUUUUCCCGGCCACUCAGCAGCAAUGGGCAGCCAUGGCAGCCUACAUGCCAGCCCAGACCGUGGGCGUGGGGGGGCACGCCAUACCAGCUGCCAUGCUCCAAGGCCUGGUACCCAUUACCACCAUGUGCCCGCAAGCCUGCGAUUUAUCAGCCCCCUCCUCUGCCAUCACCAGCCCCCAGCACACGGUCGACCCCGCCAUGCUUCAGAGGCAGCUGAGCCUGGGGAGAGAAGGCCUCGGCAUGGACUCGGAUGCAGGCGAGGGCCCCUCUACAUCAGGUGUGGGACCUGGCGUCGCGUCCGCAGCAGUGAGCAGGUGUGGGACCCCAGGCCUCAUGAGUGUACCGGACACACUGGUCUGCAGUGUGCUGUUGCCCCCUUCAGCUGCCGCCACCCAGGAGGAGGAAGGGAGCUGUAGUGACCUUGAUCUCUCUCGGAUGACCUUGAGCCCAGGUACAUCCUCAUCACCGUCUACUGAAUCUCCAUCCACUCCAGCCCCUCAGCAGAGCUCGUCUUCAGACUGCCCCGCAUCACAGGCCAGUGACCCCCCCACAGAUCACUCUCCUAUAGACCCAGAGGGCAACAGCAGCAACGCCAAGGAGGAACAAUCAGGCUCCGUUAUUGCAAGGUCGAUCUCUCCGGUGCCCACUGAAGCUCCUGAUCCUCCGCAGGAUCAGACCUGUCCAUAGGAAGACGGCUAGAGAACAACAGACACUGAGGGAUGGAAGCUCUCAAGGCCAAGACAGAAGCUCAAGAGAAAGAGAAGAAGAGAGGGUAUGAGUGACUGUGAGCGGCAGCAUCUCUCACAGCUGGAUUACACUGUUUGUUCAACCUUUAAAGGAUAUUUUUGGCGGUUCUGUAAUAAGCUGGCGAUCCUUGGAUGUGCUUUCCUCCAGAGGCCACAUACUGUUCUGUACUCCUCAGCAUGACAACCAGACUUUGGCUUUAUCGUCCAAUCAAAUAACCUUUCAACCAGGAAGUGACCUUUGAUCUAUGAGCGAAACAUACAGCAGGAGGCGAUUGCACCUUCCUGUCACGGAUUAAUGAGUUUAUACCUGUGAGGAUGCGUUUAAACGGCCAUGGUGACACUGAUGAUGCAAAUUAUUUUUUGAGGAACCUUUCUAGAGGGGCAGCAUCCUACUGUAUGUGGUCGACCUUGGGUUUGUCAGCCGCCACCAGCAAAGACUGUAACACAGCAGAUGGAUUUGCCAAAUGUUCUCAUAGUGUUGCUCCACCGAUUCGUCCAUUUGCAUGAACAGACUUGAUGUGGAUUCAGCGGACUCAGCUGUGAGCAAAACUGUUCUCUGCAGCUUCCCUCCAGACCUGAAACGUAUAACAAAAAAAAUCUUUUUCUUAUUUUAUAAGCUGUGAAUUCUUAGUUGAUGACGCCGGUGUCACCAGAGGUAUCGGAAUGACUUGGAGGUAUCAAUGUCGAAAUCAAAAUUUGCCAAACUAUCUAUUUUGUAAAUAAGAAUCUCCCCAUACCUGAGCCUCUGUGCCAUAAGAUAGCCUCUUUGAUGCCAACUACCUGUGUUUCUCUCAAGCAAUGCCCUACCAGCACCUCCAUUUUUUUUUACGUCUGGAUGUUUGUUUCGCUUUUGCAGCCAUUCUCUUUUGUUUUUAAGUUCUGAAAUAUGUCUCGGUUGGAUCUGUUCGGUCGGUGAGAUAUGAACUGUGAAUCUGUGUUACAUGGUCAUUCAAAGAUAAAGUCUGCUGUACCUGUCUGGGAAGAAAUGAAGGGGUCAACAAACAAAUCCUGCUAAAGGUUACAGGUUGUUUUUUUAGUAAAUAGGAGGCAGAUUUUCCUGCGUCUCUUUGUUUUCUAGAUCUUCUACAUUUCCAGCUGAGGUCGCAUUGUUUACAAUUUGCCUCUUUGAGUCAUAUCUCUGUUUGGUUUCUUGAAUAAAUAAGCAGAAUAAACCCAUACUGGCUCAAUAACCACAAGCUCAGAAACGGUAGAGUGCAUUUCUAUGCCUUAUCAGGUUUAUUUUUGUUGUCCAGUCACUGUUCUUCUUGUAUACAGUAAACAGGUCAUUGUUGUAACAAAGCACUGCGGCAUAUUGUAGGUCUGCUCCACCCAAUCAAAAUGCUCCAAAAGAAAGGCAACUUUAUAUAAUAUGAACAAUAGAGAUCACUAUUAACUGCUAGACUUACAAUAACAAACGGUAACUGUUCCCCCUGCUCGUGUAAGAAAAAUGAGAAAUAGUCCAAAAUAUUUUGUAAAUUUUAUUUAUGGAAUUAAGAAUUGUCUUGAAAAAGAGAAAAAAAGGACUUUUGUACGUCUAUGACUUCCCCUUACACUGUACCCAUGCCACUGUUCAGUCACAAAUAAAAUAUCAUGUGA
Cottoperca gobio is the source of this 5426-nucleotide messenger RNA. RefSeq names its product DAB adaptor protein 1b (gene dab1b). The transcript has 17 exons. Bases 2050 to 3771 code for a protein of 573 amino acids. Gene Ontology annotation, biological process: neuron migration. The record is from RefSeq and is a predicted model, not a curated record. NCBI's taxonomy places the organism in Eukaryota, Metazoa, Chordata, Actinopteri, Perciformes, Bovichtidae. Gene Ontology annotation, cellular component: intracellular membrane-bounded organelle; cytoplasm.